Molecule: messenger RNA, 1317 nt
Organism: Parnassius mnemosyne (clouded apollo)
Lineage: Eukaryota; Metazoa; Arthropoda; Insecta; Lepidoptera; Papilionidae
Source: the annotation of a GenBank genome assembly
AUGGUAUCUGAUUCAGAUUCAAUACCCAGACUGAGUUUUAAGUCAUCUGCAAAGAGGAGGCAUUCAGAAAAACAAACGGUGUUCGGCAGAUCAUUUAUAAAGAGCAGGAAGAGGGCUGAUUUCUUUCAUAGAGCUCUUGGACCUGAUGAUGUCGGUGAUACUCAGAAGCGUUUCGCUUCCAUUUUCUCACAAGCGCUCCUGCUAUUUCUGACCAGUGACAAACAAGACGUGCAGGAAAGCGUAGAAGAAGCCGCACAGAAGAUCCGAAAGUAUUUGGACCAGCCGGCCGAUGUUAUUGGCGGAAAGUUUCGAUCAUUGAUUUCGACUUACUUCAACAUUGUUGAACAGCCCAUAACCGACGUGCAAACCGUCUGCCCCGAUACUGUACGGGAGCCUGAAUGUAUAAAAGCUUUGUCUAAACUGACGAAAAAGAGGAUAGAGCGCUGUCCAGAAUACUCCAAGAACAUCGAUCUGUACACCAGACUAUCAGAAUUGUCAUCAAGUUGUGGCUUGCAAAAUUUUUUGCUAGAUUUGACAUUUUUCGCAACUGCGAAUUGCUCAGACAGCGUAGCAGUCGACUUCUUCGUCAAUACAGUUUCUGGCGAAUAUUCAGACACGUUCUUUGGUUUAUUAAUAACUGCUUGUAUUGUAAAGUAUUGUCAUGGCGGGUGUCAAGCUGUGUCUAGCGAUCUGAAUACAAAAUGGCGGGCGGCCGACGUAUUGGAGCAAAUCGCUCACGACUAUUAUCAGAGCCAAGCUCUUGGACCUGAUGAUGUCGGUGAUACUCAGAAGCGUUUCGCUACCAUUUUCUCUCGAGCACUCCUGCUAUUUUUGAUCAGUGACAAACACGACGUACAGGAAAGCGUAGAAGAUGCCGCACAGAAGAUAUGGAAGUAUUUGGACCAGCCGGCCGAUGUUAUUGGCGGAAAGUAUCGAUCAUUGAUUUCGACUUACCUCAACAUUGUUGAACAGCCCACAACCGACGUGCAAACCGUCUGCCCUGAUACUGUACGGGAGCCUGAAUGUAUAAAAGCUUUGUCUAAACUGACGAAAAAGAGGAUAGAGCGCUGUCCAGAAUAUUCCAAGAACAUAGAUCUGUACACCAGACUAUCAGAAUGGUUAUCAAGUUGUGGCGUGCAAAAUUGUUUGCAAGAUUUGACAUUUUUCGCAACUGCGAAUUGCUCAGACAGCGUAGCAAUCGACUUCUUUGUCAAUAAAGUUUCUGUCGAAUAUUCAGACACGUUCAAAAUAUUUAAAGAUAUUUUUAAAACUGUUCUAAGUGAGCAGUACACAUGUAACUCAUUUUCCUUUCUAUAA